This is a messenger RNA of Nelumbo nucifera (sacred lotus), 408 nucleotides long. RefSeq lists its product as uncharacterized. The record is from RefSeq and is a predicted model, not a curated record. Lineage: Eukaryota; Viridiplantae; Streptophyta; Magnoliopsida; Proteales; Nelumbonaceae.
AUGGAGGUCAACCGCCCUUAUCUUGCCGGUCAUGUCAACUUCCUCAUAUCUAUAGAACCCGAGACUCUCCUCGACUACACACACGCCUUCCACCUCAAGCGCUUCAACGUCGGCGAAGAAUUUCUUGUGAAGAAAUGCAGAUUUGCAGAGGUUAAAGCACCCAGUCUACGAAUUGAGCUUUUCAAAACAUAUGGGAGGUCUCUUGUCGGCUUGAGAUUUCUAGGCUAUGACAUCGACGCCGACGACUACCACGGUUUCGUGUACGGAAGGUUGCCUUAUGAAGCGAUCAAACCAGAUCCGCAAUUACGAGCUCUGUUACGAAGCACCGGCCAGAGAAAAAUCAUUCUUACGAAUUCCGAUAGGAAGCACACAAUUAAAGUUGUGGAGAGAAUAAGACUGUUUCAAUGA